This is a messenger RNA of Eurypyga helias (sunbittern), 765 nucleotides long. RefSeq names its product polypeptide N-acetylgalactosaminyltransferase 10. The annotation marks the transcript as partial. The transcript has 5 exons. Gene Ontology annotation, cellular component: Golgi apparatus. The record is from RefSeq and is a predicted model, not a curated record. NCBI's taxonomy places the organism in Eukaryota, Metazoa, Chordata, Aves, Eurypygiformes, Eurypygidae.
GUGUGGAUGUGUGGGGGUCGCAUGGAGGACAUCCCCUGCUCCAGAGUGGGACAUAUCUACAGGAAGUACGUUCCCUACAAGGUUCCAACAGGAGUCAGCCUGGCGAGAAACCUGAAGCGGGUGGCUGAGGUGUGGAUGGACGAAUACGCAGAGUACAUAUACCAGCGGAGACCGGAGUACCGGCAUCUUUCUGCAGGGGACGUCGCAGCUCAGAAGGAGCUUCGCAACAACCUCAACUGCAAAAGCUUCAAGUGGUUCAUGAACGAGGUCGCGUGGGACUUGCCCAAGUUUUACCCACCAGUGGAGCCUCCAGCAGCUGCCUGGGGAGAGAUACGCAACGUAGGAACGGGACUGUGUGUGGAUACUAAGCAUGGAGCCCUGGGAUCCCCACUGAGGCUGGAAAACUGUGUGAAGGACAGAGGAGAGGCAGCCUGGAACAACGUGCAGGUAUUCACCUUCAGCUGGAGAGAAGACAUCCGUCCCGGGGAUCCUCAGCAUACCAAGAAGUUUUGUUUCGAUGCCAUUUCCCACAGCAGCCCUGUAACGCUCUACGACUGUCACGGAAUGAAGGGGAACCAGCUCUGGAGAUACCGAAAAGACAAGACCCUCUACCACCCAGUAAGCAGCAGCUGUAUGGACUGCAGUGAGAGUGACCGGAAGAUCUUUAUGAGUAGCUGCAACCCCUCAUCUCCAACACAGCAGUGGAUUUUUGAACAUACAAACUCAACCGUCUUGGAAAAAUUCAACAGAAAUCUUGAUCUUUAA